Molecule: messenger RNA, 1959 nt
Organism: Linderina pennispora
Lineage: Eukaryota; Fungi; Kickxellomycota; Kickxellomycetes; Kickxellales; Kickxellaceae
Exons: 1
Coding region: 218-1573 (451 amino acids)
Source: RefSeq, a predicted model, not a curated record
CUUCACUGCUAGUCUGCCAAAACCUCGCACUUCCCAAGAGCAGCCUAUCCCAAUACCAGUUAUUUUCACCCGAUUUUCCUCUGCGAUGAGCCGACAGGGCAGCGUACCCAAUACGACCACCACCAGCUCGACAGCCAACUGCAGCUGUGGGUCGGUUUGCUGGCUGUGUUGUGGGGGACUUGGGGGAAAGGUGGGGGAGUCGACCGCGGGCUCCAGCAUGGAGCACGCCCAGCAGUCAACGUCCACUCAGCAGAUGCGCCAGAACGGACACAUCCGGCCCCUGCGCUCGUGGAGCUCGUCAGAGAAGCGAAGGCCGGUGGCUGAGGAGUCGAUGGUGCGUUCGCGGACCAGCCCACGGAGAUUCAGCGUGGGCGGCUCUGCCUCAGGGGCCAUCAGUGGGUGUCGGUCCCGUGGCCAACUGGCGUUACACGCGUGGGCAGAAGAGGACGAAAUGCAGCAGCCCAUUUCGCCAAACUACUAUUUGCAGAAAGCGUGUGGUGAUCGGGCGGCAGAUGGCGAUCGCCGCGGAGCGGGUAUAAAUAGCACCGGCAGGCAUUGGGUAGACGCAGGCAAAGAAGCACUUGGCGCCAAACCGUCGAUCCCCGAAACACUGCACAACUUUUACGAGCUGGGGUCAUCGAGCAGCUCCAGCGCACCGUCGUCAAGGCGCAACAUUCCUGGGAGGCAAGUGCAGGGAGGGCGGUAUUCGAUUUCCAUCCCGUCGAUGAUCAGCUCACCGCUGUCAUUCAACCAGCCGUUUUUGGCAUCCCGGACGUCGAUGUAUGGCAAGCACCCGCCGUCCAGCCAGAUCCGGGCCGCACACAUCGACUGGGACAGCCUGUCGAUGAUGGAGGAGCUUGGGUGGAAUGCGCCGAGCAGCAGCCGUGCGGACUGGCAGGUCUGGCGCGGCCCUGGCGCGCCAGGUUUUGCGGCGAAUGGCAGCACCAGCGGUCACGGGAAGGCCGCCAAGGGCGGCAAUCCCUUUAUGCAGCAACCCCAGGUCGCCUUUACGCAGCAGCUGCAGCUUCAGCAUCAGCAGCAACAAUACCUGCACUGUCUGCAGCACAUGCAGCACAUCAGCCAACAGCCCCACCCGACCCACCAGCAGUACCAAGGGCAGCAGCCCCACCACCCGCAGUUGCAGACGCACCAGCAAUCGCAGACACACCAGCCGACGCAGCCCCCGCUUCCGACCAUGCAGCCGCCAGCACAUGCCCACCCGCAAGUGGCACCCCAGGCAGGGCCAAACGGAGCACAGCAGCCGAUCCCUGUCCCCGGCGGGCACUUGUUUGGGGAUGCUCUAGGAAUGGCCGGCAUAGCCGAGCACGGUGCUCGGUCGACACCGCUGUCGCUGCUGGGCGAGCGUGGCCAGCAGCUGGCGUGGGAGUACGCGCGCCAGUUCCACCCGAUUUUAGUCAGCUUCUCCACCGCGUCGCCACACAAGCUGUCGGUGUCGUGGCGGUGGACGCUCUUGUUCUUCCUGGCAUUAUCGACGCUGUGCGUUGUUGUUGGAGUGCCGGUGGUUCUGACCAUUCUGCUUCGCCAGGAGGAAUCCUUUUUUGUGAAGCACUAGCUACCAAAACGUUUUCCACACGUCUUUGCAGAGCCCCAUGCUUUAUUUUUGCAAAGCGAACUGGUUCAUUAUUUUCAUGCACCAUCCCCAGAACACCUGGUCCUUUGUUUUGGCUUGUUGCAGGUUCGGAAUCACUACUGAAAUUAAAAAGUCUUGCGAAACCGUGGUCCCAGACAAUGGCCUGCAGCGGCUCUUUCAAAAGAGUGAAUGAACCGGCCACAGCUAUUUUUAGUGCCCAUUCGUGUUGUCGCAGUGCAAGACCGAAGGCACAGAACGGUCCCCGCCAUUUUCGGGCCGCCGAGUGCGAGAUUGUUGCGCAGUAGUCGGCGCCACGGCCAGGUGUGGCGGCGAGCAUGAAAGCGGGGAAGCUAGGUCGCACAACUGUC